Messenger RNA from Uranotaenia lowii, 4377 nucleotides. RefSeq lists its product as uncharacterized. Lineage: Eukaryota; Metazoa; Arthropoda; Insecta; Diptera; Culicidae. The transcript is spliced from 4 exons. The coding region runs from base 1 to 4206 and encodes 1401 amino acids. The record is from RefSeq and is a predicted model, not a curated record. Gene Ontology annotation, molecular function: zinc ion binding; nucleic acid binding. Gene Ontology annotation, biological process: DNA integration.
AUGACAACCAGCUCGGUACCGGGGAGAUUAGUGGUGAGCACGAAAGCGUACGGACGUACUGUAGACGCGUCGAUCGGGAAUCGUCUUGGAAACGGAAGCAACCUAUCUGAGCCAUAUCCGACAACGUGGCGACGAGGAUUAAUCGGAAAGAUGGAAGAAACCAGACCCCUGCCCAUGUUCCGCUGCGAACAAAUUGAGAGCAAAAAGUUGGCUAAAGCUUGGCAAGAAUGGAAAGGCUCAUUGGAGUACUAUUUCGAUUCUUACCAGAUAAGCGACCAGAAGAUCAUGCGGUCUAAAAUGCUGCAUUUAGGAGGACCGCAACUUCAAAAGGUGUUCAGGAGCCUGGACGGUACAGAGGAUUUCCCUGUCGUUCUUCUUGAGAAGAGAUAUUACGAUUUGGCUAUCGAAAGGUUGGAUGCCUACUUUAAGCCUCGUAGUCAGGACGUCCUGGAACGACACAUACUACGUAACAUGAAACAGGGAGCCGACGAACGUUUCUCCCAUUACGUGUUACGCUUGCGUCAGCAAGUGAGCGAUUGUGGUUUGGAAAAGUUUCCCGACGAAGCUCGAAACAUCAUUGAAGAGCUUAUGAUGGUGGAUGUCAUUGUAGAGGGCUGCAAUUCGCAAGAACUGAAACGUAAGAUUCUAGAAAAGGAUCGUUCUCUAACCGAAAUUGAAGCGUUAGGUGAGUCACUGGAGAGUGUGAUAAUCCAAGAAAAGGAGAUGAAGGUUGGUACCCGGAACGAAAUGGUUGGGCAAUCUGAGGUCUGCAGAAUAAGAUCAAAUAGAGCACCAUCUAAUCGUCGGCAAGACAGAUUUUUAAAACGUUUCGUCACAGGACGUAGCAAGGGAGGAGAGAAAAAACCUGGAACUGUAUGCUACGCAUGUGGUCGAUAUGGUCACAUUUCAACGUCCUCAGAGUGUCCAGCCAUCGGACAAGAAUGUCGCAAGUGCAAGAAAACAGGACAUUUCGAAAGCGUUUGUCGUAAACGCUCGCUGUAUGCAAAAGCAAAGUCACCGCCGAAAAAAGUUCAAGCCAUUGACGAUAUCAGUGUGCCAAUUGUGAAUGAAGCGAAAGUAGAGCCUGAGAAUAGCAACAAAGUCUACUACACUUUCUACACAGGCAGUCAGGCCAACGUAUUCAAUUGCAACAUUGGUGGCACAAUGGUGGAAGUCUUCAUCGACUCGGGGUCUGAGCUGAAUUUGAUAACUACUGAAACAUGGGAGCAGAUGAAAGCUCAACGGGUCGUUGUGUCAAAUUGCAAAAAGGGUUCCGACAAGAUUCUUAAGGCCUACGGAAGUACGAAACCGCUUCAUAUUCUUGGUACUUUUGAAGCCAAAGUUGAAAUAGGAAAACAAUCAGCUGAUGCGAUUUUCUUCGUUGUCGACGGCGGGCAAAGGAACUUACUCGGUGAUGUUACAUCUAAGAAACUGGGCAUCCUCAAGAUCGGUUUGGGAGUGAAUGCAAUCACGGAUACCGAAGAAUUGAAACGUUCACCAUUUUCUAAAAUUUCUGGAGUCAAAGUUCGUAUUGAAAUGGAUCCCAAUGUGAAACCGGUGUUUCAACCUCUUCGACGUAUACCCAUCCAUUUGGAGAGCGCCAUUAACGAAAAAUUGGAAGAGUUACUACGACGUGAUAUCAUUGAGGUUAAACGUGGCCCUGCGACGUGGGUAUCCCCACUGGUGGUAGCGACCAAAGCAAAUGGUACAAUAAGGUUGUGUAUCGACUUGAGACGCGUUAAUCAGGCAGUGGUUCGAGACCGUCAUCCAAUGCCGGUAAUUGAGGAGGUUAUUGCGAAAGUCGGUAAGGGCAGAGUAUGGAGCGUUCUGGAUGUAAUGGAUGCUUUCUUCUUAUUGGAACUUGAAGAAGAUUCGAGAGAUAUCAUGACCUUCAUUACCCACCGGGGAUUAUACAGGUUCAAACGCUUGCCUUUUGGACUUGUAUCCGCACCGGAAAUUUAUCAGCGUACCAUGGAUGAGAUAUUGGUAGACUGCGAGGGUGCAUACUGGUAUCUCGAUGAUAUCGGCGUUGAGGGUAGUACUUUGGAAGAACAUGACAUCCGAUUGGAAAAGGUCCUUAAAAGGCUCAAGGAUAGAGGAGUUGUCCUCAACUGGGCAAAAUGCAAAUUCCGCGUCACUGAAUUUGAGUUCUUGGGAUACAAAAUAUGUCCGCAAGGUAUAACCCCUUCCGCUGUUAAACGCGAUGCUCUAGCUUCUUUUCGUCGUCCGGUGAAUGAAAGCGAGGUCAGGAGUUUUCUGGGCUUGGCCAAUUAUAUGGGGAAAUUCAUCCCAAAUUUAGCAGAGCUCGAUGAACCACUAAGAAGAUUGAUUCAAAAAGGGAUUAAAUAUCAUUGGGGAGCAGUAGAAGAAAAGGCUUUCAAUGAUAUUAAAUUUUCUCUGACGCGAGCCAGCUGUCUUGGAUUUUUCAACUCGAGGGAUGAUACCUCAGUGUUCGCAGACGCAAGCCCUGUUGCUUUGGGGGCAGUCCUUGUCCAAACAAACGACAAGAAAGAAGCUAGAGUUAUCUGCUACGCUUCAAAAUCGCUUACGGAGACAGAAAAGCGAUACUGCCAAACCGAGAAGGAGGCCCUCUCGCUAGUUUGGAGCGUUGAAAAAUUCCAGAACUAUUUGAUAGGAAGGAAGUUUAAUCUUCUGACGGACUGCAAAGCCUUAACAUUCUUGUUUGCUCCUACCUCCAAACCAUGUGCUCGCAUUGAAAGAUGGGUAUUACGCCUACAGAGUUUCCAGUAUAAAAUAAUUCACAUUCCUGGACAGAGUAAUAUUGCCGAUGUCUUGUCACGAUUGACUACGCUCACCCCACAAGCAUUCGAUGAAUCAGAGGAAAUCAUAAUCAAAGAGAUAGUUUCAGCUGGAACCAAUACUUUUGCACUGACUUGGGCAGAAGUUGUAUCUGCUAGUCGUGAAGACUCAACUAUAAGGUUGGUUCAAGAAGCUCUAACCGCAAAUAAAUUUGACGAGUUGCCUUUGUGUUUUAAACUGAUAGUUACUGAGCUAUGUUUUGUUGAUGAUGUUCUGCUAAGAGGUGAUCGCAUUGUCAUACCUAGUGAGCUGCAGCAGCGUAUUUUGCAGCUGGCACAUGAGGGGCACCCCGGCAUCAGAAUGAUGAAAGCACAUCUGCGGGCUAAUGUGUGGUGGCCCAAGAUGGAUCAACAUGUGGAGACAUUCGUUAAGGCCUGUCGAGGAUGUGCGCUCGUGUCCGCUCCUAAUCCACCAGAGCCUAUGAUUAGGAAGAAGUUCCCAACUGGUCCAUGGGAGCAUAUCGCCAUAGACUUUCUAGGACCACUCCCCGAGGGAGAAAGUCUAUUAGUUUGUAUCGACUACUAUAGUCGAUAUUUAGAAAUAAUCGAGAUGCGGGAUAUCACAACGACAAGCGUUAUUGAACAACUGUUGAUAUUAUUCUCUCGAUAUGGCAUCCCUCAUUUUCUGAGAGCGGAUAAUGGGCCGCAAUUUUCUUCAGAAGAGUUCCGAUCUUUUUGUAUUGAACAGGGUAUAAAUCUGGAAUCAACAAUACCAUACUGGCCACAAAUGAACGGUGAAGUGGAGCGCCAAAAUCGUUCAAUUUUGAAACGCCUCAGAAUUUCGCAAGAGUUAGGAAAAGAUUGGCGGAAGGAAUUAUAUCAGUAUCUAUUAACAUACCACUCAGCAAUUCAUCCUACAACAGGGCGAGCGCCUGCUGAGCUGAUGUUCGGGAGGCGUUUACGUUCAAAGCUGCCAGGUGUACCUACAUCUAUAAGCAAUGAUGAGGAAGCACGAGACCACGAUAUGAUUCAAAAGGAAAAGGGGAGAGUAUACGCUGAUCUUCGCCGGAGAGCACGACCGAGUGGAAUUGAAGUAGGAGAUCAUGUUCUAGCCAAGCGGAUGAAAAAAGAUAACAAGCUAAAUUCCGAAUUCGCUCCCGAAGAAUUUGUUGUUACCAGUAAACAAGGGACGGACGUCAUGAUUCGCUCUUCAUCAUCUGGAAAGGAAUUCAGGAGAAGUGCAGCACACCUUAAAGUCAUUCCUGUAAAACCAACGGAAGGAGAUACAUCAGUGUCUACCCCUGUUCCAGACGACAUAGAUGUUGAAGGACCUUCGGGAUGUUUGGAAGAGCAGGCAUCCGAGAAGCAAACAGCUAGUAAGCCAACAGGAAGAUCAACCAGGGUUCGAUCAGAACCAAGUAAACUUAAAGAUUUCAUUACAUAUUGAACGAUAAAUUUCUUAACAUUUCUUUUAAAGAAAGGGUGGGAUGUAGGGUUCUACAUUAAACAUUAUAAUAAAUGCGCAUCCCAAAAAUGACACUACCUUGAUAGUUGUAUGCACCAUGACAGAUGAUGCUACCUUGAGAGUUUGAAGUGGGAGAAUGACAACCAGCUCGGU